Mucor mucedo is the source of this 2262-nucleotide messenger RNA. Its product is annotated as glycoside hydrolase superfamily. Gene Ontology annotation, biological process: glucan catabolic process. Gene Ontology annotation, molecular function: beta-glucosidase activity. The transcript has 4 exons. The coding region runs from base 34 to 2217 and encodes 727 amino acids. Lineage: Eukaryota; Fungi; Mucoromycota; Mucoromycetes; Mucorales; Mucoraceae. The record is from RefSeq and is a predicted model, not a curated record.
CAAAAACAUUAAUAUCAUCUCAAGCUCUAUAUUAUGCACUUCAAUUCACUCUCCUCUACUGCAUUGACCCUUUUGGUACUUUUCAAUACUGUCCAAGCCAAAAUCAAUGUUCUUUCCUGGGAUGACGCUUAUACUAAGGCCAAGAUUAUAGUCGAUAAAAUGUCGCUUGAACAAAAGGUAAACAUCACAACUGGUGUUGGAUGGGAUGGUGGCCUCUGUGUGGGAAACACUUACGCUAUUUCCAACCCCGAUUUUCCAUCUCUUUGUCUACAAGAUGCUCCAAUGGGUAUACGUUUUGCUGACAAUGUUACUGCCGGUGUCUCUGGUGUUAAUGCUGCCGCUUCUUUUGAUAAGUCCGCUAUUCUUGCCCGUGGUGCGUAUAUGGGUCAAGAGUUUUAUGAUAAGGGUAUCAAUGUUCAACUGGGACCUGGAAUGAACUUUAUGAGAUCUAGUCAAGGUGGUAGAGGCUGGGAAUCAGGCGGAGAAGAUCCCUAUUUAACUGGAGUUGUCGCUGCUGAAACCAUCAAGGGAAUACAAAGUAAAGGUGUUAUUGCUACUGCUAAACAUUACAUUCUUAAUGAUCAAGAGCUCAACCGUAACACUGAGUCUUCUAAUGUUGACUCAAGAACAUUACAUGAAAUAUAUCUUUGGCCAUUUGCUCGUUCUGUUGAGUCAGGCGUAGGAUCUGUUAUGUGCGCAUACAACUUAGCUAAUGGCACACAUGCUUGCGAAGAUGACUAUCUAUUAAACACUGUAUUGAAAGGAGAGCUUGGUUUUAAAGGCUUUGUUCACUCCGAUUGGGGAGCUACUCAUUCUACUGUCAAUGCUGUCAAUCAUGGUUUAGACAUGGAUAUGCCUGGAGAAAUAUCUUACAAAUCUGGAACCUCUUAUUUUGGUCAAAAUUUAACUGACGCUGUUAAUACUAAAUCAAUCAAAGAGUCUCGUACUACUGAUAUGGCUAUGCGUAUUGUUGCUACUUGGUAUAAACUUGGUCAAGACAAAAACUUCCCCAAAGUCUCAAUCAACUCAGUCGACCGUGAUAAAGCCUCCUACCUUAAUGUUCAAAGAGAUCACAAGAAAAUUGUUCGUCAAAUAGGUGCUGCCUCCACUGUUCUCCUCAAAAAUUCUGGUGUCCUUCCUCUCGAUACUAAGAUAAAGAGUAUCGCCCUUAUUGGUAGCGAUAUCAAAGCCAAUGAUGACGGUAUAAACUCCUGUUCUGAUCGUGGUUGUAGUUCAGGACAUCUUGCCCAAGGCUGGGGAUCUGGAACUGCAGAUUUUCCUUAUUUGAUUGAAUUAUGUUUGAUAACUGAUUGUAAUGCACCAUUAAUUACUAAUUUGAUUAAUGUCAAAAUUCAAUCAUCCAUUAGCGAUUGGGACCUUGAAGCUGCCACCGAGGCUGCAAAAGGAGUUGACGUCGCCUUUGUAUUUGCAACUGCCAAUUCUGGCGAAGAGUAUAUUACCGUCGAUGGAAAUGUUGGUGAUCGUAACAAUCUUAGUUUGUGGAACAAUGGUGACGAAUUGAUUAAAGCUGUUGCUGAUGCAAACAAAAACACCGUAGUUGUUAUCCACUCAGUCGGUGCUGUCUUAAUGCCCUGGAUUGAACAUGCCAAUAUCAAGGCAGUUGUUUGGCCCGGAAUUUCUGGUCAAGAAUCUGGCAAUUCUCUUGCUGAUAUUGUUACUGGAGCUGUUAAUCCAUCUGCCCGUCUUCCUUACACAAUUGCCAAGAAAGAAUCUGACUAUAAUGUAAAGCCCGACCCCAGUCUCCAAGUUGAAUAUUCCGAAAAGUUAUUAAUGGGAUACAAAUGGUUUGACCAUGCCAAAAUUGAGCCAUUGUUUCCAUUUGGCCAUGGUAUGUCUUAUACUAGCUUCAAUUACAGCAAGUUGAAAAUCAAGGUUUCCAAGUCUGGCACAAAGGAUAUGACCGUCAAAGCUACUGUAACAGUUAAAAAUACAGGUAAACUCGAUGGUGCUGAAGUCAUCCAAGCUUAUAUUUCUUACCCUGAGAAAGCUGGUUCACCUCCCCAACAACUUCGUGGGUUUGAAAAGGUCUUUUUAAAGCAUGGUAAACAGCAAAAGAUUGAAUUGAAAUUUACUAUGACCGAGCUUAGUAUUUGGGAUACUGUUGCUAAUGCCUGGGUCAUUCCUUCCGGUAAAUUCUUUAUCCAUGUUGGUGCUUCUAGUCGUGAUAUUCGUCAAUCUGGCAGUUUCAAUGUCUGAGAGCAAGAAUUUCUUAUAACUUAAUAAAUUUUUUAUUUUCGUGCU